Messenger RNA from Xyrauchen texanus (razorback sucker), 10140 nucleotides. RefSeq names its product inter-alpha-trypsin inhibitor heavy chain H3-like. The coding region runs from base 2992 to 4704 and encodes 570 amino acids. NCBI's taxonomy places the organism in Eukaryota, Metazoa, Chordata, Actinopteri, Cypriniformes, Catostomidae. Gene Ontology annotation, molecular function: DNA binding. The transcript is spliced from 4 exons. The record is from RefSeq and is a predicted model, not a curated record. Gene Ontology annotation, biological process: DNA recombination; DNA integration.
CUUGCUUUUCUUCUUUAAUGAAGUAAAUGUUCAUGUUUUGUGUUCAUGUCUUUUAUUUUGAAAAGUAUUUCCUUGUUCCACUUCUGUCACUCACUCAACGUUGUGUCGAUGUAGUGACACUAGGGGUCUCUCUCUUGAGAGCCUCAGUUAUCUCUUUUCCUUGAGAAAAUGCCAAUGAGAAAUGGCGAACAGAAUUUGCAUGCCCCUCCCCCUGACAUAUGGGCAUGAAAGGAGGGAAGCGUGCAUCUGUUCAGAAAGAUUUUUUGCAUCUGUUCAGAAAGAGUUUCAGCAAGCUGAGUAAAACCCACUGCUGUUCCACUCACCUCUAAAGAGUAUACACUGUUGGAAAUAUGGUGCAUUUCAGUGGCUUUUCUCACUGCGAGAACUAACAGUUAACGGAACUCCCACAGCUGGAUAAGGCAGUUGCGGUGCACCUGUGCCUGCUAAACGCCACCACAUGGCGGGAUUAACCGUCUCAGCCCUCCAAGACCUUUAGGUUGAUGUCGUCUCUGGUGACCAAGGCCUACAGAGCCGCUGGACAGGCCGCCUCUGCCCUGCACGCUACGACCCUCCUGCAAGUCCACCAGGCCUAAGCGCUAAGAGAUCUGCACUUGGGUAUUCCUGGUCCUGAUGUGCUGCAGGAACUGCGCUCGGCGACCGACCUCAUCCUCCGGGCCACGAUGGCCACCUUCGUGGUCCAGGAACACCAUCUGUGGCUGGAUCUGGUCAAGAUGCGGGAUCCCGACAAGGCUUGCUUUCUCAACACCCCAUCUCCAAGGUCAGACUAUUCGGUGAUACCGUUGAGGGCUUUGCCCAGCAGUUCCCCUUCUGUCGCUCUCUCCACGUUGUGUCGGAGAAGCGACACUGGGGGUCUCUCUUGAGUGCCGAUAUCCACCUCUGAUCUAUGAAAAAAGGCCAAUGAGAGUUGGCAGCCAGUAUUUGCAUGUCCCGCCCCCGGACAUAUGGGUAUUUAAGCGGCGCAAAUACGGGAGUUCAUUCAGAAAAUUUCUUCUGAGCCGAUGGUCUGUCUGCAGUUUGCUGCGAGUUACACACCACUAUUACGUUCCUGUUUCCUCUGACGAUCUGCAUGCUGUUGGAUUUGACGGCGCACAACAGUGGCUUUCUCCUACUUUGCACAGCGUGCAUUGUUGCCCCUGAGCGCUUCGACAGCGCAGACACACACACAUACUGUGUAUUAAAAGAGUUAUUUCCCUUAAAAGAGUGAAUUUCUCUAAAAGAGCAAAACACAGCGGCGUUGAACGUCCUUUUCAGGACGCGUCUUUUUCAAGAUGCCCUUCCGCCCCUGUGUUGUUCCUGGAUGCGGUAGAGUGCUCUCCGCUUCAGACGGCCACAGGCGCUGUCUCGUGUGUUUGGGCCACGAUCACACUGAGGCGGCGUUUGUGGAUGGCUCAUGUUCUCACUGCGAGAACAUGACCAUGACCACGUUGCGGUCGCGGCUUGCUUUCAACAGAGAGCAAGCCACCCCAGCUGCACCCCGCAUUGCUCCUUCUUCCCACGGGAUUGAGGACGAUGCGGUUGGCGCUGGGGGCGGCAGCGGGUGCAGUUUCGCCAGGUAGCCCCCCGCGAACGAUAGCGGCGAUAGCAGCUCGCCUCAAGACCCGGCUGUCUAUCCUCCCGAGCCCGAAGCAGAUGAGCUCGCAGCUGCAUCGGAGAGUGUGAUGUCUGAUGCCGAGGACUCCCCUGGACUGCCGCCUUCGGGCCAGCAGGCCCAGGCUGAGGCCGACGCUCAGAUGUCUGACAUGCUUUCCCGGGCCGCCGUGAGCGUGGGGUUGGAUUGGAACCCCCCAUCCUCCCCACAGCCUUCACGGUUGGAUUACUGGUUCCUGGGGUCGUUCGCGGCCACGCAUCCCCCCGGUCCCGUUUUUCCCGGAGGUGCAUGACGAGCUGACGUCUACGUGGAGAGCCCCGCUCUCCGCUCGUCUAGGUGCCACCCGCUCCUUUCUCACCACCCUCGACAGCGGAGAGCGCCACGGAUAUGGGGCGAUUCCCCAGGUCGAUAGGGCAGUUGCGUACCAUCUAGGCCCCGGUAGCCCUACCUCCUGGCGUGGCCACCCCGUACUCCCAUCCAAGCCCUGUAGGACAACAUCCUCGCUCAACGCGAAGGCCUACAGUGCGGCUGGACGCGCUGCCUCCACCCUGCAUGCGAUGGCCCUCCUGCAAGUCCACCAGGCCAAAGCACUCAGAAACAUGCACGGGGGUGGACCUGAUCCUGAUGUGCUGCAGGAACUGCGCUCAGCGACCGACCUCGCCCUGAGAGCGACACGAAGGCCACAGCGCAGGCACUCGGACAGGCGAUGGCCACCCUAGUGGUCCAGGAACGCCAUCUCUGGCUUAAUCUGGUCGAGAUGCGUGAGGCCGACAAGAACCGCUUCCUAGAUGCACCUGUCUCCCAGAUUGGCCUUUUCGGCGACACCGUCGAUGACUUCGCCCAACAGUUCUCCGCGGUGAAGAAGCAGACGGAGGCCAUCUCUCACAUCAUGCCCCGCCGUACACCUGCCUCUACGGGCCCUGCCCCGUCUGCUCGCCGAGGGCGCCCCCCUGCAGCGAAGAAACCAGCCCCUGCUCCGCCCCAACCCGGGCCCAGCUCUCAGCCCCAGCGUCGAGCACCCCGCAGGCGGCGUACGCCCCCUGUCUCACGAACCCCCUCUAGGACCCGGAAGGCUCCCAAGCGUUCCUGAGACAGUCGACCCAGAGCCGAAGACGUUAGCUCCGGAGGUGGUAAGACCGCUCCGUCCCCCGGUGGAGGGCCGGGAGGAGAAUCCUUUGUUUUUUCAUUUGCCACACCCCCUGACGGGGGCUGUGGUACCCACAUUCUCAAUAAAAGAGCUAUUUCCUUUGCCUCUGGGUCACCUGGCCCGCAAAUGCCGUUCUCACGGCAAUCUGCUUUCAGAUUAGGACAGUCCCGGUACACCGGACGCGGCGAUCCCGCCUUCCGCCUGCCCACGACUGUCCCCCGGCCGGCCGGUUCAGAUGAGUCCAGAGGACGCCAACAUCAGACCUCCUCCUCAGUCACGAACCCACCCCCUGCCGGGCGCGCGGAGCAAGGUAAGUGCUUUGAGUCUAUUCUCAGCACCUCAGCCCGCAACGAAGCCGCCCGAUGUCGGCUCCGUCGUCCCGCCACAUGUCACAACUCGCCCGCCGUCUCCUCCUAUGGAGCCAGCAGCGACUCAAGUCACUGCGUGCCACUCACAUCCCCGGCAAGCUCAGCGCGUCCGCUACGCCGUUAUCACGACAACGCCUGCCCGGCGGGGAGUGGAGGCUUCACCCCCAGUCGGUCCAGCUGAUUUGGGAACGGUUUGGCAAGGCCCAGGUAGACCUAUUUGCCUCCCAGGAAACCUCCCACUGCCCGCUCUGGUACGCCCUAACAGAGGCUCCCCUCGGGACAGACGCGCUGGCACACAGCUGGCCCUCGGGGCUGCGCAAGUACGCAUUUCCCCCAGUGAGCCUUCUUGCACCGGUGCUGUGCAAGGUCAGGGAGGACGAGGAGCAAGUCACGUUAGUGGCCCCCUACUGGCCCACUCGGACUUGGUUCUCGUAACUCAGACUUCACCCGACAGCUCCUCCCUGGCAAAUUCCCCUGAGAAAGGACCUCCUCUCUCAGGGACGGGGCACGUUCUGGCACCCACGCCCAGACCUCUGGAACCUCCACGUCUAGUCCCUGGACGGGAUGCGGAAGAGCUAGUCGGCUUACCGGCGACCGUUGUGAAUACAAUCAACCAAGCCAGAGCCCCCUCUACCAGGCACCUUUACGCCCUAAAGUGGCGCUUGUUCGCAGAUUGGUGUUCUUCCCAAACUGAAGACCCGCAGAGAUGCGCGAUCAAGUCAGUGCUCCUGUUCCUACAGGAGAGGCUGGACAGGAGGCUGUCCCCGUCCACCCUCAAGGUGUAUGUUGCCGACAUUGCCGCCCACCACGAUCCUGUAGAUGGCAAGUCUUUGUGUAAGCACGACCUGAUCCUCAGGUUCCUGAGAGGCGCCCGGAGGUGGAAUCCCUCCCGGCCAGGCCUAGUUCCCUCCUGGGAUCUCUCGGUAGUCUUGGCAGGACUCCAGAGACCCCCCUUCGAGCCGCUUGAAUCAAUUGGACUCAGGGCCCUCUCUCUUAAGACGGCCCUGCUGAUCGCGCUCGCCUCUAUCAAGAGGGCCGGGGACCUGCAAGCGUUCUCUGUCAGCGACACUUGCCUGGAGUUCGGUCCGGCGGAUACGUCUGUGAUCCUAAGGCCGCGACCGGGCUAUGUGCCCAAGGUUCCUACCACACCAUUCCGAGAUCAGGUAGUGAACCUGCAAGCGCUGCCCCGGGAGGAGGCAGACCCAGCCCUUUCGUUGCUAUGUCCAGUGCGCGCCCUGUGCAUUUACUUGGACCGCACACAGAGCACCAGACGCUCUGAGCAGCACUUUGUCUGCUUUGGGGGACGGCAGAAAGGGAAUGCCAUCUCCAAACAGAGGCUCGCCCACUGGGUUGUUGACGCCAUCACACUGGCUUAUCACACCCAGGCCGUGCCCCUACCCUUGCGGGUCCGUGCUCACUCAACAAGGGGUGUUGCGUCCUCGUGGGCACUGGCCAAGGGCACCUCCCUAGCAGACAUCUGUAGAGCCGCAGGUUGGGCAGCACCCAACACCUUCGCAAGGUUUUACAACCUCCGCGUUGAGUCGGUUGCGUCUCGUGUUUUCUCAGGUCCGAGCCCGUAGAACUCGGUAACACGUAGACUGACCGGCCGGGUGGAUCGCUUGCGCCCUGCGCCCUUUUCCUGACGUCAAGGUUAAGUAGUGCGCCUUUUUUCCCAGGGCGCCCCACUCCGAGUCAGGACCCUGGUCGAUUCCUCCCCAGCCCUCCGGGUCCGCGGUUCAGCGGAGGAACUCGCCGACCCAAGCCACUGUGGGUACCCUGAUGGCUACCCUGUACUGGUAUAGGUGCUCCACAGGUAAGGCCUCCUGCUCGGACUCCCCCUGUGUGUAAUUCCACGGUUCUGUCCCCUUAUGAGCGGACCCCCGUGUCUCCCUUAGGCAGUUACAGCUGCCCCGGUCGCCGUGCUGUAGCAACUCCCCCCUUUCGAGGCUGGAUCUACCACCGCACCAUACUUUCCACACGAGUCCUAAGACGGCCGUGUGACGUGUCUACCACUUUUCCUCCCCAAGAAAAAGGGUAGGUGUGGUCUCCGCAGGGUCUGGGUAAGACCCCCUUCCCUAUAUGCAUGUAAGGGCCCCGGCCGUGAUUUCUCUAUGCGAGAAACAUAGAGAGAAAAGAGGCCCAGCCAGGCUGGCCCGUUCCCAUGUUGGCAAACAUCGCCUUGUUCCCCUCUCAGGGUAACUAGAAGGAUCCCGAUGUUCGUAUGGGGCAUUGGGGAAGGGUACGUGCAGCCAGGUACAGAUGAUACACUGGAUGAAUCCCUGCCCGCCUCUGUAUCGGCAGUCCACGUACACAGUUCAGCACAUGGCAAGAUUGGAAUGGGUCCCCUAGUGUCGCUUCUCCGACACAACAUGGAGAGAGCGACAAAAGGGGAACGUUUGGUUACGUAUGUAACCUCCGUUCCCCGAGGGAGGGAACGACACGUUGUGUCUUUCCUCCGCCAUGUCGCUGAACCGAGGCAAUGUUGUGGCCGGACCAUUUCCGGCUCCUCAGAAAAAUCCUGAAUGAACUCCCGUAUUUGCGCCGCUUAAAUACCCGUAUGUCCGGGAGUGGGACAUGCAAAUACUGGCUGCCAACUCUCAUUGGCCUUUUUUCAUAGAUCAGAGGUGGAUAUUGGCACUCAAGAGAGACCCCUAGUGUCGCUUCUCCGACACAACGUGUCGUUCCCUCCCUCGGGGAACCAAACGUUCUCGAUGGUGAAGAAAUAGAUGGCGGCCAUUCAACACAUCUUGCCCCGCCACGGCUCAAGAUCCCGCAUUUCGUCUGCUCGCCGAGUGUGUCCCCCAAGUAGUGAAACCCCAGGCAACUCCGCCCCUGCAACAGACGCCACCCAUCUCACGGACCACCUCCUGGACCCAGAAGGCUCCCAAGCGCUCCAGAAAUGGGCAACCCAGGGAGAGAGAAGUCUGCAACGGAGCUGGUAUCCAGACCACUCCAUUCCCCAGUGGAAGGCCUGGUAGAGAAUAUUUUGUUUCCUUUCCUUUGCUUGCUGCACCUCCAACGGAAUGUAGUACCCAUUUUGUCGCAAAGGAAGGAGUUUCCUCACUCCCUGGGUCACUUCGCCGGUGCCCACAACUGCCAUUCUCACAGCGAUCAGUCACACCCCCAUGAACGCGGCCCUCCGCCUUCACGUGCCCAACUGCACCACACCCGUGCCUUAAGCUGGCAGGUGGUGACAAGCCUAUAGACGAGUCUUCAGCGGUGUCCGCAUUACCUUGUGCAGGGCGAAAAAACCUCCACCCUGGUGCGGAGGACGCAACUCUUCUGGAGUGGGCCAGUAUGGGGCCACGAGGGUGACUUGAUCCCCUUCCUCCCUGAUCUUGGGGGAAUCAUUAUUUGUGCAGCCCCCGGGGCCAGCUGUGUGCCAGCGCAAGUGAACAGGUCUACCUGUGCUUUGCCGAAUCGACUCCAAAUCAGCUGAACAUCGCCUGCUGUGACAGCGUGUCCGCUGUAGCGUUGAGGCUGCCCGGGAUGUGAGAGGCCUGCAGCAACCUCAGAUACGCUACUGUCGCUGUGUUGUCAGACCGGACCAACACAUGCUUGCCCCAGAUCAACGGCAAUAGCCCCCGCAGGUCAAGCAGUACAGCCAGCAAUUCUAGGCAGUUGAUGUGCCAAUACAGCCGUGGUCCUGUCCAGGAGCCAGUGGCUGCGUGUCCAUUGUACACAGCGCCCCAGCCUGACUUGGAGGUGUCUGUGGUGAUCAUGACAUGUCUGGACACCUGCUGUAGGGGGACUCCUGCCCACAAAAACAUGAGGUCUGUCCAAGGGCUGAAUAAGUGGUGGCUGAUCGGCGUGAUAGCUACGUGAGGUGUGCCGUGGUGCCAUGCCCAUCUCGGGACUACAUCCAGCAAUCGACGUCAACACAAUGUCGAGUGAGUGACAGAAGGGGAACUUUUGUUUGCUUUGUAAAUUUUGUUGAGUUGUGCACCUCUGGGCCACCGUACUCUUCUGAUCUCACAGAACAAUCAGAAUUACAAUCUGCAUUUAUGAUCACUGCUGCUAUAUUGUAAAUAAAAUCACAGCUAAAGGGCAUUGCUAGGCACAACCUACAGCUGUGAAUACUGUAUAUUCACAAUAUUGCAUACUGAAUAUUCACAAUAUAGCAUGUAUUGAGCUGUUUUGGUAGUACGCUGACUACUUCUGAACAUUAAAGACACAAAUGCUCAGUAAAUAUGAAUGCUUCCACUAGAAUAUAAACCCUCAUAUAAUGAGGCAUAGCUAUGCAACACAAAUAAUGGUAUGGGUGCCAUGCAGUUAUAUACAAUAACAGUACAGAUACAGAAGGCUAUGUACACAGUAGCUAGAUGAUUCUCUGUUUUUGAGAGAAAACAAUUUUAGAAUAGACUUUUUCAUGUAAAAUUAAUUUUUGAGUCAUGCCCACAAUGUUAAAAUAUUCUUCCUUUUCAGAUUCAUCUUUUCUAAUACCUUCUUGUAAUUUAUUCAGUUUAUAAUAUGUUCUGUUUAUUACCUGAAUUAAAUCAUCAGGCUUUCUUGUAGGCCCUAAAAGGCUUGUCAUCACAUAAGAAAAUGCUGCAUCUUUUAUUCUGUUUCAGAAGUUAUGAAAUAUUUCGUUCAUGCCUUGGCUAUUCCUGUUGAAAAUAUUUAUUGUGGGCUCUCUUUUUUAACAAUUAGGCUAAUUAGUAAGCUUUUUAUAAUUCAAAAACAAGGACUAAAUAUGGUAAAAAAAAAUUUGUUUGACGUAGAUACCUUCAGCAUUUCAAAUGUGCUUCCAACUGCUCAGCCCACUCUUUCAGGUACAUACAAAUCUUUCAAAUUCAAUUAUCUAUUUUGUGAGAGAUCAUUUUGUGUAAUAAUUACGACAUUGUUCUCUCAGUUCACAGUAAUCGGUUCUUCCUCCAAGCUGUUAAUCAGAGCAGUCCACUUUGUUAUGAUGUUCCUCGUCCUCAUAAACUUAGACUGCUAGAAGACACUGCAUUAGGUCAGACAUCAAUAGAUACUUAUUCUACGUGUGCAUCCAUUUAAAGAGCCAUAUUUCUUAUUAAAUAAAUUUCUUGUAAUAUUUUUAUAUGCACAGGCUAGUUGACACACAUUUUUCUCCAGUUAACAUUUUCUCAGAGUAUUGUUUUAUUUUUUAAUGUACAUUUCUGUAUCGAUGUAUACCUUAAAGGAUUGACUGCAAAAAAGGCAUUUAACAAUUUCACUGUUAUUGCCAAGAAAAAACUAUACAGUUCUUUGAAGACACAUUGACAUAUGGGAGUAAGUUGUCACAAUGCCAUUAAAUAGCCAUUCAAAGGGUUUUUCAGCCAAAUUUAAACAGUUAUAUGUUUAUUAAUCCACAUUGUUAUUAAUAAAUUGUGUAAAACUACAACAUGUAAAACAUGUGACAACCUGCCCCAAAAUGAUAAAAAAAAAAAUAUGCUCUAGCCUAGCUGACCCUUGCAUGAAUGUAUGGCAUUGUGGUGUUGAUUUUUUUCAAACAAGUUGUCACAAAAAAAAAUAUGAUAUUGGAAUUUAAUUUAUUGUUUAAUUUAAUACAAUUUCAUAUUUUGGAGGACAUAUUUAAAAAUGUAUUCAAAUUUAAGAAAUUUUUUACCUAGAAAUUUGAAACAACAUACAAAAUGAAUGCUAGAGAAAACAAGCAUUUGUGUAAUUGACUUGAAAUCUGAAAAGCCCUUGUGGCAACUUCUCCAUGUGACAACAAGCCCCAGUAUCCCCUAUUUAUGUUUACUGUGGCAUUUUUGCAUCCUAGAUUUCUCUAUGAAUGGAGAGUCUAAAAAAUCCAGACAUGGAUUCAGACAAAUUGUCUUUCAUUACAAAACAAACCAUCACCUGAAAAUAAACACAACAUCUAUUAAUUACCAUAAUGGCCAGGACAAUGUGGAGUUUUUGUGGGGCAAGGAACCAUCCCAACAUGAAACAGAGGGUGUCUCGCUGGUUGUACAGGAAAAUGAAAUUAAUGUUACCAUGGGAAAUAUUGGUGUAAUCAUUCUUCUUCAUAAGAAAGAUAGGAACAUGUUUCUGUGGCCAGCCAUUUUUGAAUACCCAAAAAAUGUAAAUCUGACAGGUAUUUUAGGAAAUGCCAAUAUUUCAUAUGAGGAGCUUCACGGAUCAGACACACCAACUCUAUAGGUAAUGGACAAGGAAGUGAAGACGUCUUGGGAGGAUGUCACCGUUUUUGCUAAAGGAUGCUGGCUUGUACCGUUCCAGACUGUGAUGCAGAGGGAGAUAUCUGAUUUCACUGUUACUCAGCUGUAGAGUUCAAAGUGACAAACAGUGUUGACUACUAUAUGUUCUGAUGGUCCAUGUAUUCUUUUAAGUAAAUGCUUCAAUGUUUCAACACCAUUUGUUCUAUAUGCAGUGGUGUAAGCUUUAUAAGGCAGUGGACUGUUAAAAUUGACCGAGGGGACAAAAGCUUGCAAUUAAAAACUUUGAAGACUGCAUGAAGUGCUAAAUUCUGAAUGUUUGAAAUUGGCAUGAGCAUGGUAAAGGAAUAAUUACUACCUGAACCCUCUGUAACUAACUUUUGACAAGUCAAUGUAUAAAAUAAAUAUUAAAAGAAUGUUCAAAGAAACAAUUAAUUCUAGCCAGUUGUUUGCUUUCUAUCGAAUUUUGCUCAUUAUUAAUGUACACACCAUUAGUACAUUCACUUCUCAGGCAUGUUUUUGGCAAACACAGCAAAGCAUUUAUGUUAGGUGAGAUUUUUUUAAUGUGGUUAUUGCUCUUAUGUUUGAUUUUAAAACACCCUAAAACAUUGUGCUGAUGGUGAAAUGUGAAUCUGUGAUGCAACAUGUCUCCUAAAAUAAUCUUGGCAUUUGUUGUACAUGAAUGGAAAUUUUGAAAAUUGGUCUCAAAUUAAAUGUUAAACAUAAUACUCAUUACUAACACAUAUAUGCAGUAUAUUAAAGUUUGUAAACAACUUUUUUAACGGGGGACUAACAAUGUUCAUUAAUAAUGUCCAUUUACUUUAAGGUUUUAAAAGGUCUGUUUAUGUCAUUCCAAAUCCCAUAAAAAUAGUUUGUAAUGCCUGAUCCAAAUAA